Molecule: messenger RNA, 852 nt
Organism: Sphaeroforma arctica JP610
Lineage: Eukaryota; Ichthyosporea; Ichthyophonida
Product: ADP,ATP carrier protein
Exons: 2
Coding region: 1-852 (283 amino acids)
Biological process (GO): mitochondrial ADP transmembrane transport; mitochondrial ATP transmembrane transport
Cellular component (GO): mitochondrial inner membrane
Molecular function (GO): ATP:ADP antiporter activity
Source: RefSeq, a predicted model, not a curated record
AUGACCUCCGCAGCCACAGCAGACCCUAUUGCCUUCGCAAAGGAUUUCGCCAUUGGUGGUGUGUCCGGUGCUAUCGCUAAGACUUGCACUGCACCCAUUGAGCGUGUUAAGUUGAUUAUCCAGACACAGGAUUCUAACCCACGAAUCAUCAACGGAGAGGUACCACGUUACACUGGUAUCGGUAAUGCCUUCUCUCGAGUGUACGCCGAGCAAGGCUUGGGAGCCUUCUGGCGAGGAAACUUCACCAAUGUGUUGAGAUACUUCCCCACACAGGCCUUUAACUUUGCCUUCAAGGAUUCUAUCAAAACAUUAUUCCCCAAGACUAACAAGGAUACACCUUUCUUGACCAAUCUUGGAAUCAACAUGGCCUCAGGGGGUUUAGCUGGUGCGGGCUCUCUAACCAUUGUGUACCCCUUGGACUACGCGCGUACGCGUCUAGCUUCCGACGUUGGUUCUGGUAAGCGUACCUUCAACGGUCUAGGCGACUGCUUGAGGAAGACCGUACAGACCAGUGGAGUCCGUGGACUUUACAAUGGUUUCGGGGUGUCCGUUAUGGGUAUCAUCCCAUAUCGUGGUGUAUACUUCGGGCUUUAUGAUACCUUCAAGGAGUUGAACCCUUACAAGAAGGAUCGUGGAGUUACUGGAGUUGUUUCCAAACGUCGUCUGCAGAUGCAGCCAGAUAAGCCCAAGGUCGAGUGGAUGUACAGGGGAACUAUUGACUGCUUCGGUAAGGUCAUCAUGAACGAGGGUGCCGCCGCUCUUUUUAAGGGAGCUGGUGCCAAUGCCUUGCGGACUGUAGGUUCUGCUAUGGUGCUUGUGCUGUACGAUCAGAUUAAGCUUCUCAUGGAGUAG